Molecule: messenger RNA, 158 nt
Organism: Dibothriocephalus latus
Lineage: Eukaryota; Metazoa; Platyhelminthes; Cestoda; Diphyllobothriidea; Diphyllobothriidae
Source: the annotation of a GenBank genome assembly
GGAAUUUCGUACCCUUGUCUCCGAGUCAGACAUCGGUUUGUCCAACGAGAGUGCUCUGCAGGAUCUGGCAGCCCUGCGACUUCAUCAGUCCCACUCCGCCGUCACCCAGCAGCAGCAGCCCCCGGAAAUGUGGUAUGAGACCCGAGUGGAACCCUUCU